GUGGCGGCGUGCCACGCGAGACUCCGGUCGAUCCUGGGUUCACAUGCAUGAAAAGACGCCUAAACAGAGCAGAUAUACAAAUAUACAAAACAAGGAAACGGAUUUCAAGAAAAGACGCCUAAACAGACGGCAUCUAUCACCAUUCUUAUUCCUCGCCUAAUUCGUUAUCCCAUUAUAUUCCUUCUGAAGUAUAUCUAACUUGUUCGAUCUUUAACGGAAACAUCCAUUUCUUCCCUUCAAGCUAGAGAAUAUCCUUUGCUUCUUCUUCAGGUUUCUUCUUGACACUGAAAUUUUUGUGCGCAAGAAGGCCAUAAAUCAAGUUGGUUGUACCGUCAAGAUUGUAUUAGUUAUGCAAUCACAAUGAUUAUGUAUGACCAAGAUCCUGAUGUUGUUCGAUGGGGUCUCCAUACCCUAGUAGAUGUUUGUGCACUUCCUAGUUCUGGUCCAUCUAACAGUAUUACUCAGUAUGGAGUAGAUGAAUGUCAAGUGGGGUAUGUUGUAGAAGGUUAUAAUGAAGCAGGGAAUGCAAAUAAUGUAGAGAAUGAUGCAGUUAUUGCAUGUGCUCUUCAAGAGGAACUUUCUCGGGUUGCUGCUGCAGAAGCUUCUGGGCUUCAUAAUCCUGGACAAGAAUCAAUUCUUGUGCAGGAUUGGCUUGCCUCUCCUGGAAGAUGCAAUGGUUCUGAGCACCAGAAUGAUGAUCACAGAAAAAACAAGAUUGAUGCUGAUGAGCGCAGCAAAAAGGAGGCAGAUGAUUUUAGCAAAUAUAGAAGUGAAGAAUGUGAUACCAUCCCGAAUUCUUUUUCAUCUCCUAACAGUGGAGAUGAAUCCUUUCAUAUGGAAGAUGUGUCACAUUCCUUGGAGAUAGCAGAUGAGUCUACUCUUGAUGGUGAAGUGGGCAAGAGACUAAAUCAGAUGGUUCCUAUUCCUCACGUCCCUAAAAUUAAUGGAGAAUUGCCAUCAGAAGAUGAAGAGAUUUCAGAUCAUCAAAGGCUGUUAGACAGGUUGAAGGUAUAUGAUUUGGUUGAGAGUAAGGUCCAAGGAGAUGGAAACUGUCAGUUCCAAAUUUCCCAGUUUCGUGCCUUAUCAGACCAACUUUAUCGUUCUGCUGAGCACCACAAAGUUGUAAGGGAACGAAUUAUUUUUCAGCUCAAGUCUUACCCCCAGAAGUAUGAAGGUUAUGUUCCUAUGGCAUAUAGUGACUACUUGAAGAAAAUGAGCAGGACCGGUGAAUGGGGAGAUCAUGUCACAUUGCAAGCUGCUGCAGACACGCUGUUAUGGCAUAUACAGGCUGUUUAGAUAACAUGACUUCCUGCACUACAAAAUGGCUGCUGGAUGCCUUUUUUAAGCCAUUACUCAUUGAAAAUAGAAGAACAAGAAUGGAGUGGAAAAAGAGAUGAACGAUAUAGAGGUGGUGUAUGUGUUAAGUGAUCUCAUUUUACUUUCUUUUUGAAGCCUAAUUUUUCUCUUGGUUCCUUUUGAAAUGGGCUUCUUUAAGCUGUUUGCGCUAAUAAUGAAUAUUAAGCCUGCCCUAUAUUAGUCAAAUAGGCUAAUAACAUAAAGUUAAGUGGUGGAGGUGCUGCAAUACUCGGUGGAAAGCUUUUUUCAUUCUGUCUUUGCCCUUUCUUAUCUUACUGCUUGAAAGCUUACUCUUCUUCAUUAGUUCAUUCGAGGGUCUGAUCAGAGCUUCUCAAACAAUGUUUCUUCAAUCAAUUCUCCAUCUGUAGAUACGAUACCUUCUAUGAUUAUUUUUUAUUUUUUGGUCACUUUAGCUUAUUUUGUUACUUAAAGUUAUAGUGCAAGUUCCUCUAGAUGUACUCAUUUAUUUGAUUACAUGUUCUUGCCUCCCAUUUUAUAAGCAAUUCUAGAUAGAAAGGAAUAGUGUUGAUAAUCAAUGGUUGGGGUAUAUGUAUAUUUCAUUAUAUGUCAUGUUCUGAUUAUUAUCAAUUAAAGGGUUGUUUUGGUUUAGCUAGAUGUUAAACUCCAGCUUAUAAGUAUUUGAACCCUAAUAGCUAGGCCAAUGAUACAAGCAUCUCUAUUUCCAUCAACAUAUAACUAAUAGAAAACUUCUAAUAGUUGACCAGCUUGUCUUAACUUUAAUUUAUUAAUACAAAUUUGUUCUUGUUUGUGUGUGUGCACAUGCGCACGUGUAUAUCUAUAUAUAUAUAUAUAUAUAUAACACUAUUUAAAAUUAAAGUCCAAUAUUAGAAUUUAUAUAUGAAUUGGCUACACGCUGUUGACUAUUGGCCGCGAACCAUCAAUUACUAGCUACCAAUUAUUUGCAUUAAUAGUCAACUGCUACUGACAGCUAAACUAAAUGAGGCCUAAAUAAAUAGUUUGGUCCAAGAAUACAUACAUACAUACAUACAUACAUACAUAUAUGUAUAUAUAUGUAUGUUUUUCCUUCUAUCCCUAGAAAGUUGAUUUAGUAUUUCAAUUUCCUUAUACUAAAAGUAAUAUACAAAUUUGGCUCUUGAGGUUUUCCAUUUUGCUCACUACUGGAAGAAAUUUUUGUCCAAGAUGCAUGUUUCAAAUCAAUGCUUUGAUGCAUUCAUCAAUUAGAUAUCUGACCUUCCGGCUAAAAUGUACUUCAAUAUAGUUCAAGUGUUCUUUAUUCUGGUAUGACUCUUAACUGAAGGAGAUAAAAUAAAGAGAGAUUAAGUCUCUAUUUGUUUGCAGAAAAUAAUUUGUAUUUAGAAAAUAUUUUUAAAGAAAAUAUUUUCAGUGUUUUUCAUGAAAAAUAUUUUACAACAAAAUAACUUAUUUUCCAUUUCUUGGUUAUAAUGGUGGUUUUAAAUAAUGGCCAUUACAUUAUGUAAUGGCCAUUAUUUCAAGGUUUUCAAAGGAGUUGUGGCUGUUAAAGCUGUUGUUUCAUUGUAUCAGUAAUUGCCGCUGCGGCCGUUAGAUAAUGGUAGUAUCCAUUGCUGGCCGUGACUUAAUGGCCAUAGCAGCUGUUACCUUCAUUUGAUGGGUAGAAAUCUUUAGAAUUGCUUUAGGAGACGGCUUGCAUAUAGCGUAUGAAUUAUUGAAGGUAGAAGACUAUUUUUUCUGUAUAUUUUUGAAACCUUACACUUACCUCCCAAGCCACAAUUUACCCUUUUUUUAUUUCCAUGAAGUUUCUCUAAGUUCUCUCUCAAUUAAAGACUCUUCAAGUGCUAUUAAUAAACUUCUCUACAAAAUCUUGUGUUGAAGAGCUCAAAUCAUCCAAGAUACUAAGUGAUUUUGGAGUGCUAUUAAGUAAAAGAUUAGUUCUUACUAUUUUUCAAUAAUUUUUAGAUAUUUUUUUAUCAUUUUUUAGUGAAUUCAUAAAUAAAAAUAAUUGAAAGUUAGAAUGUUAGAUAACUUAGAUUAGAAACUUAAAAGUUUUUAUUAUGUUUUCAACAGUUUUUAGAUAUUUUUGAAUCAUUUUAGUGAAUGCAUAAAUAAAAAUAAUUAGAAAUUAGAAUGUUAGAUUAGAAAUGCAGAACUUUAGAAGUUUAGAGAUAUAACCUAAUAUUACUACUGCUAAUUAUUAAAUAAAUGAUAACUAAAUAUUAAGUAUAAAAUAUAAAUAUAGAAUUACGAGAUUAAAAUUUUUUGAAGAAUUCAUAGUAAAUAUAUCGGAAAAUGUGGAAAAUAUUUUCUAUAAAACAAAGGGAGCCUAAAAAUAUAAAAUGUUUCUUUCUUAUCCGAAACAUAGAGUACUUAACAUGAAACUAUGCAAUUCACGAUGCAAUAAUUUUAUUUCCUUUUCUGAAAAGAUUACUAAUGCAUGUCAUCAUAAUUGCAGUAUGGUGUGAAGAUAUUUGUAGUGACUUCAUUUAAGGAUACAUGUUACAUUGAGAUCCUUCCGCAAAUUAAGAUGUCCGAGAGAGGUGAGUUUUUAAAGCUUUUUGCUUUCUGUUUUGAAGCUGUGGUAGCACAAAGUCUUAUG
Molecule: messenger RNA, 3910 nt
Organism: Manihot esculenta (cassava)
Lineage: Eukaryota; Viridiplantae; Streptophyta; Magnoliopsida; Malpighiales; Euphorbiaceae
Product: OVARIAN TUMOR DOMAIN-containing deubiquitinating enzyme 9
Exons: 9
Coding region: 361-1296 (311 amino acids)
Biological process (GO): protein deubiquitination
Molecular function (GO): cysteine-type deubiquitinase activity
Source: RefSeq, a predicted model, not a curated record